Molecule: messenger RNA, 2553 nt
Organism: Oncorhynchus tshawytscha (Chinook salmon)
Lineage: Eukaryota; Metazoa; Chordata; Actinopteri; Salmoniformes; Salmonidae
Product: RNA-binding protein 24-like
Exons: 4
Coding region: 1128-1904 (258 amino acids)
Cellular component (GO): cytosol
Molecular function (GO): mRNA 3'-UTR binding
Source: RefSeq, a predicted model, not a curated record
GGAGCUGGUGAGAAACUAGUGGCUAGGGUGUAGGGUUGACUUGGAGCUGGUGAGAGACUAGUGGCUAGGGAGUAGGGAGUAGAGUUGACUUGGAGCUGGUGAGAGACUAGUGGCUAGGGAGUAGGGAGUAGAGUUGACUUGGAGCUGGUGAGAGACUAGUGGCUAGGGAGUAGGGAGUAGAGUUGACUUGGAGCUGGUGAGAGACUAGUGGCUAGGGAGUAGGGAGUAGAGUUGACUUGGAGCUGGUGAGAGACUAGUGGCUAGGAAGUAGGGAGUAGGGUUGAUUUGGAGCCGGUGAGAGACUGGGGAGUAGAUUGAUUUGGAGCCGUGAGAGACUAGGGAGUAUGGGCUAGGGUGUAGGGAGAAGGGUUGAUUUGGAGCCAUGAGAGACUAGUGCCUUGUUGUGGGUCAGUCAGCUGUCCAUGUUGACCCCAUAACGUGGUGUGACGCAACAGGUGUGCUUUGUGUGUCAGGGUCAAGCCAAGUGGUAUCUGUUACUUCACCAUCAUGCAGAGCUACGGUGUGUGAAUCAACAUCAACAACAUGCAGAUAUCUGACACUCAACUAUUAGAGGACCAUGAGCUCAGAUUCAUUACAUAGUGUUUUUAGAUUGGAGGAGAUUAUUUCAUAGAUUUACAGUAAAUGUCAAGUGGGGUAUCAAUAAAUGAAAGUUUUUUUCAAAUACAGUACAGUAAUGUUUUACACGUGGGAAUAGUCAAAAGCAAUGUCAGACAGACGUGUUGUUAUUUUGGGUUCUGUAUUGAAAUGAGCUAAUGUAUCGCGAUCCUAUGAUCGAGGUCUGUUCAUGUUUGGUCGGUGCCUGUGACCCCGUAUGCCACAGUGGGAGGGCCCAGGAGAGAGCGUGUUCACGGCCCCCUUGACGUGACAGCUGGGCGAAGCAGACUUAGACAGCAGUGGUAUCCCUCUCCUAAAUUAAGCAGUGUCAAACUGAACUGAAGUUGGGAACGAUUGGAAAUCCGCGUCAAACAAGUGUCUGUUCAGUUCCAACGAAACCUAUCUUAAAUUAAUCGUUCUAAAUAACCUGUGCUUUCGCAGUGCUGACUGAUCUCUGUGAGAUUGCAAAAACAUUCUCUAUAAAACAUUGUUGCCUACCGUUUACCGCAAAAAUGAUGAUGCACUCGUCUCAGAAGGACACAACCUACACAAAGAUAUUUGUAGGAGGUCUUCCAUAUCACACCACGGACUCCAGUCUCAGGAAAUACUUCGAAGUGUUCGGUGAUAUCGACGAGGCUGUUGUUAUAACGGACAGACAGACGGGCAAAUCCAGGGGUUAUGGAUUCGUGACGAUGGCAGACCGGGCGUCUGCGGACCGAGCCUGCAAGGACCCAAACCCCAUCAUCGACGGCCGGAAAGCCAAUGUGAACCUGGCCUACCUGGGGGCCAAGCCCAGGGUCAUGCAGCCAGGUGAGGGGAUGGACGCGCUGGCGGAGGGCUGCGCCACACGUUUAUUUCACAGCUCGGACGACCAAGGUUUCUCAUUUGGUGUUCCUCAAAUCCAUCCAGCAUUCAUCCAGAGGCCUUAUGGGAUCCCAGCCCACUAUGUCUACCCCCAGGCCUUUAUGCAGCCAAGCACCAUGGUCAUCCCUCACAGCAUGCAGUCGCCCGCCGCCACGGCCUCCGCCGCCUCCUCCCCGUACCUCGACUACACCGGAGCGGCCUACGCCCAGUACUCAGCCGCAGCCGCCAGCGCCGCGGCCGCCGCUGCCUACGAGCAUUACCCGUACGCAGCCUCCCCGGCCCCUGCGGGCUACAUGGCUGCAGCAGGGUAUGGGUAUGCGGUCCAGCAGCCUCUAGCAGCCGCAGCCACCCCGGGAGCAGCCGCAGCAGCUGCAGCCUUCGCCCAGUACCAGCCUCAGCAGCUUCAGGCAGACCGCAUGCAGUAACUGACCACAACUACUACUAUUACUGAGCCUGGAUAACAGAAGAGGGGGAGGCUAUAGAGAGGAGGGAGGAGGUCAUACUCACCCCCAGGACACUACAAGGGGAGAGGUGGGGGGAGAGUGUGAGGAGGGGGGAGGGAUGAAGAGUGGAGUGGUGGUCGUCAAUCCUUGGCUUUAGAACAUGCAGCGCUGCUACCAAAAGAGCCUGAAGAGAAUCAUCUCAUAACUGAAUAGAAUCAUCUCAUAACUGAAAAGAAUCAUCUCAUAACUGAAUAGAAUCGUCUCAUAACUGAAGAGAAUCGUCUCAUAACUGAAGAGAAUCGUCUCAUAACUGAAGAGAAUCGUCUCAUAACUGAAGAGAGUCGUCUCAUAACUGAAUAGAAUAGUCUCAUAACUGAAGAGAAUCAUCUCAUAACUGAAGAGAAUCGUCUCAUAACUGAAUAGAAUCGUCUCAUUAACUGAAGAGAAUCAUCUCAUAACUGAAGAGAAUCAUCUCAUAACUGAAGAGAAUCGUCUCAUAACUGAAUAGAAUCGUCUCAUAACUGAAGAGAAUCGUCUCAUAACUGAAGAGAGUCGUCUCAUAACUGAAGAGAAUCGUCUCAUAACUGAAGAGAGUCGUCUCAUAACUGAAGAGAGUCGUCUCAUAACUGAA